This is a messenger RNA of Lolium perenne, 945 nucleotides long. The record is from RefSeq and is a predicted model, not a curated record. Lineage: Eukaryota; Viridiplantae; Streptophyta; Magnoliopsida; Poales; Poaceae.
AUGCGGAUCGCCAAGGAGAUGGGCGCGUCAUGCUUGCGCUGCUUUGGCGACUCCGACCUAGUCGCCAGCCAAACCUCCGGGACCUGCGACACCACCGACGCCAACAUGAUCGCCUACAAACGGGAGGUCGAUCAGGCCGGCGCCAGUUUCGCCGGGUACGUCGUCGAGUGGGUCGACAGGCGAAAGAACGAGGAGGCCGACGCGCUCUCCAGGCUCGGCUCGAAGCGGCAACCCCCUCCGCCGGGCGUCUUCCUUGAUAUUCUCACUCGCCCAUCGGUACGGUCGCCCCGCGAGGUCGACAUCGCCGAGCCGCCAGCACCCGACUCCGUGCUAGUCGCAGUCGCCUCUGACGCCGGGGACAGGACGGAGCCCUACAUGAACUACCUCGAGAGACAGGUACUGCCCAUGGACGAAGCGGAGGCACGCAUGAUCGUACGCCGAUGCAAGUCCUUCACCAUCAUCAAUCAGGAGCUGUACAAGCGCAGUGUCUCCGGAAUCUUCCAGCGGUGCGUCACUACAGAGGAAGGUCGCAAAAUCCUACGCGACAAACAUGCAGGCGACUACGGCUAUCACGCAGGGGCCCGCUCGAUAGUUGCCACAGCCUUCCGGCAUGGCUUCUACUGGCCAACCUCACACGCCGACGCAGUCGAACUCGUCCGCGCGUGCGUUGGCCCCGGCGGCUACACCCACCUCCUCGUCGCCGUCGACAAGUUCACGAAGUGGGUGGAAGCAAAACCAAUAAAGAAGUGCGACGGCAAAACGGCGACGAAGUUCCUGCGGGAACUAAUAUACCGCUACGGCUACCCGCACAGCAUCAUCACCGACAACGGCACGAAUUUUGCCAAAGGAGAAAUGGCCGACAUCUGCGAACAAAAUGGGAUCCGACUCGACCUCACCUCAGUCGUGCAUCCCGAGUCGAACAGGCAAGCAGAAAGAGCCAACUAG